AUGCACUUAUCAACAACGCAGGUACGUGAGCAGUUUCUCCUCCAAGCUGUCGGCUCUACACCAGUAAUAAUAACAUUAUUUGGGGGUGAAAGGGCCCAGUUCGAUCAACAGCUGGCAGCUGGCACGAUAAUGGCACGCCAAAUCUGGAACCAUACGUACAACGUCAACGUUACUGGGGCGCAUAUCAUGACCGAGACGUUUGUGCCUUUGUUACUCGAAUCUAGCGAUCCCCGCCUUCUAUUCAUCGCUAGCGGUACAUCGUCCCUGACUACAACGGAGAGCACCGCUUUCCCGGUCAACAAGCCUCUACCCAAAGGCUGGCCGAAGUCUUUUGCUAAUACCGAUGUCCCGGCAUACCGUAGUAGCAAGACCGCAAUGAAUAUGAUGAUGAGAGAGUGGCACCGGUUUCUCCAAGAGGAUGGCGUCAAAGUGUGGGGAAUUAGCCCUGGAUAUCUAGCGACUGGGCUUGGUCCUGGUCAAGAGGUCAACAAGAAACAGGGUGCCAUCGACCCUGCCAUUGGAGCCAAUUUCGUCAGGGAUGUAUUAGAAGGCACGAGAGACGCCGAUUUAGGGUGA
Clonostachys rhizophaga is the source of this 576-nucleotide messenger RNA. The record is from the annotation of a GenBank genome assembly. NCBI's taxonomy places the organism in Eukaryota, Fungi, Ascomycota, Sordariomycetes, Hypocreales, Bionectriaceae.